CUGCAACACCACACGAGAGGCAGCGCCCGUGUCAACUAACGUGAGGGUCUAAAAUGGAGUAACGCUCAAUACGUCGGGAUCCCACUGAAUUUAAUUUCUCAUUGAACUAGAAAUUGUAUCCGUAGCAGGUGAACAUUGGGACUUCCAGAACCCGAGGGGAAAUCUCCGUCUCGUUCCUGCUGUCAAGCCAGCUGCGCAGAACUGUCAAGAAUGGAGCCAACAGAGCAGUCAGACCCGGACUCCAGCUCUCAGGAUGUCAACCCUGUGUUUCUGCAGCAACUGAGAGAGCUGGACAUCCCAGAAGAGGCCGCCAAACAGGCCCUUCUACACACACGGAACGUGUCUGCAGAGGAGGCGGCAAUGUACUACUUCAACAAGCUGGAGAAUGAGGAGGAGGGAGACGAUGACCUCAUGUUCAAGAUGGUGUUCGUGGUGAACAUGGACCUUGCCAUGGGUGUUGGAAAGGUGGCAGCCCAGGUUGGCCAUGCUGCUGUGGGUUUGUACCAGGCUCUACAGGAGAAGAACAGCUGGAGGGAGAUGGCGUGGAAGUGGGACCACAGUGGAGCCAAGAAGGUGGUGGUCCAGGGCACCAAUGUGGCUCAUCUACUGGAGCUGCAGGCCCUGGCCAUGAGCCUCAGCCUGCCCACGUACCUGGUCCAGGAUGCAGGGAUGACCCAGGUGGAGGCUGGGUCCCGCACUGUGCUGGCCAUCAUGGGCGAGGAGGAGAUGGUGAACAACGUCACUGGGAGUCUGAAGCUGCUCUGAGGGGCUCAACCCCACUGUGAAGGCAUUGCUCUACAGUGCCACAGUGCAUCCAGCAGAGGGCAGCGUUUCCUAGUGGCAGGGAGAGUCUUGGCAUGCAAGCUUGUAACAACCUUUAAAAAAAAAAAAAAAAGACCUAAAGAACAAGGGAAAACAAGACAUGUCCCAACACCAGAAAACACACCCUCAGCCAUUUGUUUCCCUUUCAUUCUUUGUCUGAGCCGCUUAGUCGGCCUUUAAGAGCAGGAGGGGAGGGGACCAGUUGUUCACAGGGGAACGAGGCGAAGGCAGUGGAAUUAUUUUAUUUCUUUUCUCAAACAGGCCACCUACUUAGGAGUCUAAAGAUUAGAUUCUUCAUCAAUCUUCAAACACAUCGAGUCUGUCAUCCAGUUUCGGAUUUGGCAAAGUAAAAUCCUGUAUUUUUGGUGGCUGACCAAUAUUAUAAUCAUUCUUAUUUAAGGCGCAGUGUACUGUAGACUUAUGCAUAUUGUAAUUAUAAUUAUAGCCAUAGCGGAUGUAGUAUUUAGCCGUUUGAUUCACUACUCCUGAGUGAAGAUUAACUUAUUAACUCAUAAUAUGUGAACACUCAUUUUGUGUCUGUAUGCAACUAUUCUCCCAAAGACCCCUCUCCUCUAGAAUCAAUAACAUUACUCAUUGAUAAACGGCUAUAUUUUGUAUAUAUUAUGCCCGUUUAUGGACAUGUAAUGUAUAAUGUGUGGUGUGCCAUCCUAAACAGUAUGCACAGUUACUGGACUUUGUUAUAUUGGUUUUUUUUCUCUUUGUGUUAAAGGAAAACAAAUACUACUUUUUUUAUUUUGUUUUUUUGGACUUAUUGGUAGAAUUUGACGGUGGGUGAGAAGUUGCGUGGAGCCAAAAUGUCAUGAAGUAAAGAUGUGUGGGGCCCAACUGCAUGCACUCUGCCUGUGGUGGAUAGUUUACACUUUGUAAGUUGGUCAAUUUCCAGCUGGACAGAUAAUUGUGUGUAUAACAAUUGUUAUGGACCUGGUGAAUAGUGCGCACUAAUAAUCUUAAUACACAGAAGACUGUGAGCUGUUGUGUGUCUUAUGUCCUCACAAACAAAUAUAUUGUGGGCAUGAGCUGCCUCUCCCAGAAGUCUUAGCUUAUUGUCAAAGAUUUUUAAAAAGAAGGGGAAAGAAGAAUGGCAGUGGCAUGCACGCAAUAUGACAUGUACAUUUGAACAGACCGUCGGAAUCCCAAAAUUAUGUCAAUUUGAGUAACAUGUCCACACUUUGAUACCUCCUAUGUUAUACAGUCAUUUGUGUGAGUGCUUCAGACUAUGGAGACAAUUAAACAUGCCUCCAGAUUAAGGAACGAG
Messenger RNA from Pseudoliparis swirei, 2098 nucleotides. RefSeq names its product UBA_like_SF and PTH2 domain-containing protein. Gene Ontology annotation, cellular component: mitochondrion; cytosol. The record is from RefSeq and is a predicted model, not a curated record. NCBI's taxonomy places the organism in Eukaryota, Metazoa, Chordata, Actinopteri, Perciformes, Liparidae. The transcript has 7 exons. Gene Ontology annotation, molecular function: peptidyl-tRNA hydrolase activity; protein binding. The coding region runs from base 211 to 765 and encodes 184 amino acids.